Eubalaena glacialis (North Atlantic right whale) is the source of this 1306-nucleotide messenger RNA. It is a transcript of the gene CNTD1, whose product is annotated as cyclin N-terminal domain containing 1. The record is from RefSeq and is a predicted model, not a curated record. Gene Ontology annotation, cellular component: site of double-strand break. NCBI's taxonomy places the organism in Eukaryota, Metazoa, Chordata, Mammalia, Artiodactyla, Balaenidae. Gene Ontology annotation, biological process: reciprocal meiotic recombination. The coding region runs from base 142 to 1155 and encodes 337 amino acids. The transcript is spliced from 7 exons.
UGAGUUUUCGUCAGACUUGAGGCCAGGAGGACAAGCACACGGAAGGGGACGAAGAAUCCAGGGUGUGGCAGAAGACUCUGAAGGGAAGCUAAGGGGGACGGAUCCAGCGAGACGUCGGGGGCAACAAACAAGGUUUUGAAAAUGGACCGACCUGUGAGGCCAAGAUUGGCCUCGCUCAGUGACUUUCAGUUUGGAGCUGUUGCCACAGAGACAAUCGAAGACGCUCUGCUCCACUUGGCCCAGCAGAAUGAGCAAGCCGUGCAGGAGUCUGCGGGCCGGAUGGGCAGCUUCAGGGAGACCCGGAUCGUGGAGUUUGUUUUUCUCCUGUCUGAACAAUGGUGUCUGGAGAAAUCCGUGAGCUACCAGGCUGUAGAAAUCCUAGAAAGGUUUAUGAUUAAGCAGGCAGAGAACAUCUGCAGGCAAGCCACAAUCCAGCUGAGAGAGAAGACAGAGCCUCAGAAUUGGAGGGCUCUGAAAGAGCAGCUUUUCAACAAGUUCAUCCUGCGUCUUGUGUCAUGUGUUCAGCUGGCAAGCAAACUUUCCUUCCACUACAAAAAAAUCAGCAACGUUACAGUCCUGAAUUUCCUCCAGGCUCUAGGGUAUCUACACACUAAAGAAGAACUGCUGGAGUCAGAGCUUGAUGUUUUGAAGUCCCUGAACUUCCAAAUCAAUCUGCCUACUCCCCUGGCAUAUGUGGAGAUGCUCUUGGAGGUUUUAGGAUACAACGGCUGUUUGGUGCCAGCCACACAGCUGUAUGCAACCUGCCUGACCCUACUUGACCUAGUCUAUCUUCUCCAUGAACCUGUAUAUGAGAGCCUGCUGAGGGCUUCAAUCGAGAACUCCACACCCAGUCAGCUGCAAGGGGAAAAGUUUAUUUCUGUGAAGGAAGACUUCAUGCUGUUGGCAGUAGGAAUCAUUGCAGCAAGUGCUUUCAUCCAAAACCAUGAGUGUUGGAGCCAGGUUGCGGGGCAUUUGCAAAGCAUCACUGGCAUUGCCUUGGAGAGCAUUGCCGAACUCUCUUAUGCAAUCCUGACUCACAGCGUGGGAGCCAGCACUCCAGGUCGACAGCGGCCUGUUCCUCCCCACCUGGUGGCCGGAGCACUGAGGGCUCCUACUUCUCCAACACAUGAGGCAGGCGGAAUCCACCCAAAAUAAACAGCCUUCUGUCACUGCACUCAUCUCUCCCUUUCCUUACUUUCAUACUCAGGGUACAGGAGUUCCAAGUAUCUUCUGAGCUGUGUUUUAUAUUCCAACUUGAUGCUUAUUUUUCUGCAUCAGAGAAAGAGUUAAGGCGAAUAAGCAUGUC